AUGAGUACAUUCAAGCCAGGCACUAUUGGUGCAAACUUCGCAAAUACUCAAACUCAGUAUCUCGACUUCUAUCAGCAGCUCAUGGCUGGGUCUCGGUACUUUGACCUUCGACCCGUCUUGUCGAAUGGCCAAUGGGUUAGCGGACACUACAGCGCACUUGAGAAUGAUGUUCAAGAUAUCUGGGUGGGAGGAAACGGCCAGGCCGUCUCAGACAUUAUCCGCCAGAUCAACGACUUCACAGCAAAGUACCAAGAGCUCAUCAUCAUCAAUCUCUCCCACACUCUCGAUACCGACAACCAAUAUAAGGCCCUCUCGCAAGCCCAAUGGAACGCGCUCUUCGAUACUCUUAAAGGCAUCAACAACCGCUACACCGCCCCAAACCCCGGCACCACCGACUUCACAACCAAAGUCCUCGGCGACUUCAUUGCCGACCGCGCCUCCGUCUUCAUCUUCGCUCAGCUCCCCUCAGGCAUCAGUCUAGGCACUUACUCCAACCAAGGCUUUUACUCGACUGCCAACUUCCCUUUCUACGACCAAUACUCCAACACCAAUGACCGCGCCAGAAUGAAAUCUGACCAACUCGCCAAACUGGCCGCGAAUCGAGACAUCAGCGCCCGGAAAGACACGUUCCACGUAAUGUCCUGGCUGAUGACGCAACAGCCCGAAGACGUGUUGAUUCCCGAGCGCGCGAUUUUGAAUUUGGCAGCCGAUGCUUUCGACGACUUGGUUAGUGAAGCCUGGAACGCGUUCACGCCGCAGAGUUUCCCGAAUGUGCUGUUUGUGGAUGCGUUGGGUGUUAGAGACAAGAGUGUUGUGUUUCCGUAUGAUAAGGUGAGGAGUGUGGCUGUUAAUAGUGACAUCACGGCGUUGGCAAUUGCUGUGAAUAAUGAGAUGGCGGGACGGAAUGGGGCUGUUACUGGAAGGAGAGUGUGA
Molecule: messenger RNA, 933 nt
Organism: Parastagonospora nodorum SN15
Lineage: Eukaryota; Fungi; Ascomycota; Dothideomycetes; Pleosporales; Phaeosphaeriaceae
Exons: 1
Coding region: 1-933 (310 amino acids)
Biological process (GO): lipid metabolic process
Molecular function (GO): phosphoric diester hydrolase activity
Source: RefSeq, a predicted model, not a curated record